Strongyloides ratti is the source of this 651-nucleotide messenger RNA. RefSeq lists its product as hypothetical. Lineage: Eukaryota; Metazoa; Nematoda; Chromadorea; Rhabditida; Strongyloididae. The coding region runs from base 1 to 651 and encodes 216 amino acids. The record is from RefSeq and is a predicted model, not a curated record. The transcript has a single exon.
AUGAUUCUUUGGAAUUUAACAAAUAUUUUUAUUAUAUUAUCAUCCUUUAAUUUUUAUGUAAUAUUUUCAUGUUCAAGUGGAGAUGAAUUAAGUAUUAUAUCUAAUCCAACAUUCUCAUUAACAUUUCAACCACCAGCAGCUUGGACUUAUCCCUUAUCAAAUGCUGAAGAAACAUUAUCAUUUUUUCCUGGUCAACCAAUGACACAAACUAGUGCACAAAAUAUUGCUUCAAUUGAUAUGGAAUCUGCUGUUUUAGGAGCUUUUAAAGAAAUUGGUUUACCUCCUGAUGGUAUUUCUGUAAAAGCAACAUACAUACCACCACAAUAUCACGAUUGUUACAAGAAUAGUGCAGCAUCAACUGAACUUCAAGCACUUAAAGUUGGUAGUACCUUUCAAAUAUUUGAAAAUGGUGUUAUAACACGUACAGCCACAAUUGGUGGAGCUGAUUUAACCUUUGACAUUUGUCUUGCUCAAUCGUUUGCUGAAAAUAGUAUAACAUUGACCUAUACAGAUAUCAUUGAACAGGCAACUAUCAAAAUUGAUAAUUUUUCAGCAUCAAAGUUUACAGUUAAACAACUAGCAUCUAUUGUAACAACAAAAUUAGUAUUUGGAAGAGGUGUCAAAUUUCUUAAAGAAAUUGUAAUAUCAUAA